AUGGGUUUUCUCGUGAAGAAACCCGCAGAUAUCGAAGGGUCGGCGGUUCCUGCAAUAUUCAUUGGUCUCUUUGUGGCCUUCGGUGGCGUACUCUUUGGUUAUGACACGGGUACUAUUGGAGGAAUCAUUGCCAUGCCAUACUGGAAGAAAGAGUUCUCCACAGGCUACACCGACGAUAAUGGGAUGCCAGAUAUCACAUCCAGUCAAUCCUCAAUGAUCGUUUCUAUUCUGUCUGCUGGCACUUUCUUUGGCGCCUUGACUGCUGCUCCCACUGGCGACUUUUUUGGUAGAAGACUUGGACUCAUCAUCUCAGUUGGCGUGUUCACUCUAGGUGUCAUAUUACAGACAGCUGCAACUGCCAUACCUAUGUUCGUUGCAGGGCGUUUCUUUGCAGGUUAUGGAGUUGGUAUGGUCUCUCCAUUGAUCCCGCUGUAUCAAUCCGAGACGAGUCCAAAAUGGAUUCGUGGAGCAAUUGUAGGAGCAUAUCAACUUUCCAUCACUAUUGGUCUCCUACUUGCAGCAGUUGCAGACAAUGCAACAAAAGAUCGAAACGACACGGGCUCGUACCGCAUACCGAUUGCCAUCCAGUUUGCUUGGGGUCUCAUAUUGGUUGGAGGUGUAUCCUUCCUGCCAGAAACGCCCCGUUUCCUGGUCAAAGUAGGAAAAGAAGCCGAAGCUGCAAAGUCGUUGUCACGGCUCAGACGGCUUCCGAUAGACAACCCAUCAUUGGUGGAGGAACUUGCAGAGAUCACUGCUAACCAUGAGUAUGAAAUAUCCUUGGGCAAGGCAACAUACCUUGACUGCUUCAAAGGAAAUCUUGGUAAACGUCUGGCCACUGGAUGUCUGCUCCAAGCGCUGCAACAACUCACCGGCGUAAACUUCAUCUUCUACUUCGGAACUUCUUUCUUCACCAACAGUGGUAUUGACAAACCUUUUGUCAUUAGUAUGAUCACUUCCACUGUCAACACGGUCUCGACCUUCCCUGGUCUUUAUGCAGUCGACAAGUUCGGACGCCGUUCCACCCUCCUCGGCGGUGCCAUCGGCAUGACAGUGUGCCAGUUUAUAGUGGCAAUUACCGGAACGGUCGCAGAUAUUGACAAUAUGCCUGCCCAAAGAACUCUGAUCGCAUUUGUCUGCAUCUACAUUUUCUUCUUUGCCUCUACAUGGGGCCCAAAUGUGUGGGUGGUGACGGGCGAAACUUUUCCUCUCAAAGUUAGAGCGAAGGCAUUGUCUAUGACUACAGCAUCAAACUGGUUGCUCAACUGGGCACUCGCAUACAUGACACCCUACCUCGUAAACUCCGGCCCCGGCAACGCAGACUUGGGAGCCAAAGUCUUCUUCAUCUGGGGCAGCAGUUGCUUCAUCUGCAUCUUCUUCGUAUGGGCAUUGAUCUACGAGACCAAAGGGCUUUCUCUUGAACAAGUUGACGAGCUCUACAGUAAAGUGGACAAAGCUUGGAAGUCUACUGACUUUGUGCCUACGGUUUCUUUCCAGAAUGUCGCACAUGCGGGCGUUAAUACUCGGGAGAAAUCUUUGGCUGAUAUUGAGGCGGUGGUGGAGGAGAGGCACCAAUCUGUGUAG
Molecule: messenger RNA, 1581 nt
Organism: Aureobasidium pullulans EXF-150
Lineage: Eukaryota; Fungi; Ascomycota; Dothideomycetes; Dothideales; Saccotheciaceae
Product: general substrate transporter
Exons: 9
Coding region: 1-1581 (526 amino acids)
Biological process (GO): transmembrane transport; carbohydrate transport
Cellular component (GO): membrane
Molecular function (GO): carbohydrate:proton symporter activity
Source: RefSeq, a predicted model, not a curated record